Molecule: messenger RNA, 1514 nt
Organism: Plectropomus leopardus (leopard coralgrouper)
Lineage: Eukaryota; Metazoa; Chordata; Actinopteri; Perciformes; Serranidae
Gene: gpat4
Product: glycerol-3-phosphate acyltransferase 4
Biological process (GO): triglyceride biosynthetic process
Cellular component (GO): endoplasmic reticulum
Molecular function (GO): glycerol-3-phosphate O-acyltransferase activity
Source: RefSeq, a predicted model, not a curated record
AAGCGAGCCAGGAAACUUUCCUCGAAGCUGUGGGUUUAACCGUCGAGUGCAGCCUCUUCACUCCCUGUGUCUCUGUGGCUGUUGUGCAGCAUGACUUGGUUCACAUUUUCUGCUGACAGCCUGCUGUGCAGGUGUCUUGGCAUCACCAUCACUGUGUGGUUUACUCUCUUCUUUGUCUUCACAAUUGUGCCGGCUGUACUGGGAGUCUCUUUUGGUAUCCGAAGACACUACAUGAAAACACUUCUCAAUCUGUUUGAGUGGGCAACCUUACGCAUGGAGAUGGGAGCAAAGGAAAAGAAUCAGGAACUGUAUAAACCAUACAGCAAUGGAAUCAUAGCCAAGGAGCCUCCAUCAUCUUUGCAGCAGGAGAUCCAGGAGCUCCGGGGUUCUGCCAGCUGUCUGCGCUCAGAGCCGGAGUUUGAGAUGGCUGAUAUAUUCUACUUCUGCCGCAGAGGUGUAGAGAGCAUCGUGGACGAUGAGGUGACAAAACGUUUUUCAGCACAGGAACUGGAGAGCUGGAACUUGCUGACUCGAAGCAACUACAACUUCCGUCACAUCAGUCUGCGAGUUACUGUCCUGUGGGGCCUGGGAGUCCUCAUCCGCUACGGCGUCCUGCUGCCCCUCAGGGUUACUCUGGCAGUCACUGGCAUUAGUCUACUUCUGGUCCUGACAACUUUGGUGGCCUUUUUACCAAAUAGAGAUUUAAGGUUCUACCUGAGUGAGAAGGUUCAUCUGAUGUGCUACCGCAUCUGUGUGAGAUCUCUCACAGCGAUCAUCACCUAUCAUAACAGAGAGAACAAACCAAAGAACGGCGGUAUUUGCGUGUCCAAUCACACAACACCUAUCGAUGUCAUAAUCUUGGCCAAUGAUGGCUGCUACUCCAUGGUUGGCCAGGUGCAUGGAGGGUUGAUGGGAAUGAUCCAGCGAGCCAUGGUCAAAUCUUCUCCUCACAUCUGGUUCGAAAGAUCAGAAGUCAAAGACAGACAUCUAGUGGCCAAAAGGCUCAGCGAUCAUGUUGCUGACAAAACUAAACAGCCCAUCUUGAUCUUCCCUGAAGGAACUUGCAUCAACAACACAUCGGUGAUGAUGUUCAAAAAGGGAAGCUUUGAAAUUGGCUGCACAGUCUAUCCAGUUGCCAUUAAGUAUGAUCCUCGGUUUGGAGAUGCUUUCUGGAACAGCAGUAAAUUUGGCAUGGUAAAUUACCUGCUGAGGAUGAUGAGCAGCUGGGCCAUUGUUUGCAGUGUUUGGUACCUGCCGCCUAUGAACAAAGAGGAAGGGGAGGAUGCAGUGCAGUUUGCCAAUAGAGUGAAAGCUGCCAUAGCUGCACAAGGAGGAUUAGUGGAUCUGUUUUGGGACGGAGGGCUGAAACGAGGGAAAGUGAAAGACACUUUCAAAGAGGAGCAGCAGAAACUCUACAGUAAAGUUCUUGUAGGUGAGCAGGACGGGGGGGCAACAUGACAAUGCACAUUUAGAGGAUGGAAAUCCAGAGGAGGAUAAAAGCAAGCAAGAUUCAA